Messenger RNA from Ruditapes philippinarum (Manila clam), 908 nucleotides. RefSeq lists its product as uncharacterized. The record is from RefSeq and is a predicted model, not a curated record. Gene Ontology annotation, molecular function: protein binding. The transcript has 3 exons. Bases 34 to 864 code for a protein of 276 amino acids. NCBI's taxonomy places the organism in Eukaryota, Metazoa, Mollusca, Bivalvia, Venerida, Veneridae.
CCAUUUUUUUCUAAAUUGUCUUAGCUUUUCGAGAUGGUGAUUUCUUACAUACUGUUUGUAUGUUUCAUUUCAAAAACUGUGUUUGGAGAAGAAUUACACGAACAUAAAAAUAUGCAGUCGAUUUUGAAUGAGUUGGAUUCGAUGAAAAAAAUGCUUCAACAUAAUAGUGAAAAGUUGAUAGAGAUUGAUUAUCUGAGGGAACGUACACUGGCAUUGGAAAAUGAGGUUGAGGGAUUAAAACAUGAAAAUCACAAUCUUAAUCAAAAGGUUAAAACGCUGGAAAGACUAUAUGCGGAUCGUUCUGUAGAGAAUGUUGAAAGGACCGAAAAAACUGACACGACGGCCAACAGGGCAAACAAUCACAGCUGUUCUUUCAAACAGAAAUUUGAAUCAAGGAAACGAACUUUUAAACCAAAUCGCCAGAGAAGUAUACUACAAAGACAGGUCUCAAUCCAAACCCAUGUAGCUUUUACAGCAGGAGUAUCGAUUCCAAAUCUACACAAUUUAGGUGUUCAUCAAACUAUCGUAUUUGAUUAUGUCAUCACAAACAUCGGCAAUGCAUACCAUCAACAUACUGGGAUUUUUAAUGUCCCGGUUAAAGGCGCUUAUGCUAUAACGCUAACCAUGACUAUUGAACCAGACAAAUUUCAAUGGCUUGAGUUAGUUGUUGACGGUAGUUCCACAUACGAUAUAGGUGCUGGCCAAGCGGACGCUAGGGACUACGCUUCUACAACACAUCAAUGGAUCCUAGAGCUGCAAACCGGAUCAGAAGUUUGGGUCAGGAAGAUUGGUAGUUCUGGCCAAUCUGACCUCCACGGAAAUAUGCAUACUAUUAUAUCUGGCCAUCUAUUGUUCCAGACGUAACAAUUUCCGAAAAGUAAAGUAUCAAAUUGUGAUUUUUCUGUAUG